AUGCUUGCACCUCUGGAACGGCCCCUCUCGGACGAGGUGUGGCUCAGGAUCCUCGCCUACCUCCCCGCCUCGGACCUCGCCCACCUCCAGUCGGUCCACUCGACCUUUCUCCGGCUCGGCGUAGACGGGCUCCUGUGGAAGCGCCUCUACUACCGCGACUUUGUCCUUCCCUCGCUUCACCCCAGCGACCAUGGCCACCCACCUGUCGCCGCAACAAAAACCCCCACGCUCGCAGGCCUCCGCUCCCUCCUCUUACGUCAGCAUCUCGGCCACCUCAGCUCUCGCCACCCCAGCUCGAACAGCGACGGCAGACGCAUCCGAAGGCUACCCACCCGCUUCCACACCGACCGGACCACCCAGCCGACGACGACGGUCGGAACCGCACCCGCCCUGACCCAGGAGCAGGCCGACUCGUUCAUCAACGGCAGCCACCGCGAGACCCUCCGCAACGACGGCCUCGACUGGAAGGCCCUCUAUCAGGUCACGCUCAACUGGUCCACCGGCCGCUUCCGCGUCACUGAGCUCGACGUGCCCCCACACAGCGCAAACCUUCCUUGCAACCACCUCGCCGGGACAGAUACAGGCGCUUUGUCAGCGCUGGCACCGCCAUGUCUGGCUCCUCCAUCCUCUGUGGCCACCGAUGCCGCCCGGCAACAUCAUGCGACUGCAAUCACGCCCGACAAUCACCCGAGUGCCGCAGCUGCCAGCACGUCGACGCUAGUCGAGGCAUCGCCCAACCUCAUCUUUACCGCCAACCGCCGUGCGAGCGAGAGACCCACCCACUCGACCAUGGGCACCGUCGCCAGGGACCACCUCGGCGUCGACGUCUUUCUCGCACAUGGCCUGCUCGGUGACGCCCGACAGACGAGCGAGCCGCUUUCGGCUCAUCGCCGGCCGCACGACCCAACGCAGAACCGCCCACUUGCCACGCUCCUGCCUCCGUCGAUCCUCCUCGAACGCUGGUCUGCGAGUGGCGUCGAUAUCGCCGAGGUCGAGCUGGUCGAGAUGCGUCUCGAUGCCAGCGACAUGGGCCGAGACAUGGUCGACUCCGCUGCCGGGACCGCGAAGGGGAAGCGCAAGGCCAGCACCGAAGCGCACUCGGCCGGUGACCGCGAGGCAGCGAUGGCCCACGGUGUGAGGCUGCUGAUGGCCUACUCGACGGGCGACUUUUCCGUCGCCCGUGUGUGUGCCCGUCCGCAUCGCGGCAGCUUCCGGCUCGAGGUCUACGAGGAGCUCACCCACAUUCGAUCGCCCCGCACGGCCGACGCUCCGGGAAAGGGCUGCCGCAUCGUCGCAACCGCCUUUCAUUCUCCCGUCCUCGUCACCUGCACCGAGGACUUCGGCAUCGGCAUCUUUCGCAUCGUCGAAGCACCGUCGGGCGGCGCAGGCUGGUCUGCCGAGCUAGUACAGCACAUGUCGAGCUACCGCUCCUGCUGGCCGGCGUGCCUGCGCCUCAAGCCGCUGCCGUACUACGACGCCCGAAAGCGCCCGAGGCAGCAACAGCGCGGGCGCGCACCAGCUGCGCCUAGCAGCUCGAAGGGCGACGCGCCAGAAGACGAAAGGUCCGGCCACGACCGUGGCCCAGCUUUUCGCCUCACGAUCGCCUAUUCGACCCCGGCAUACCCCGCCUCGUGGACCAUCGGGGUGCAGGAAGUCGUGUUGUUCUUGCCCGCCGCUGCGAGCGGGCCCGCGUCGACCGCCGUCCGCAUCACGAGCCGGCACGCCACAGCAAAGCACGCCUACGCCUCGACGCCCAUCGAUCCGCGAGGAACCGACAUGUUUCGCCGCGUCCACGCACCCGACGGGCUACGCGACCGUCGCCUGCCCUGGAGCGACGCUCGCUCCAGGCCCGUCCGCGGACCGGAUCUGACGGCGCUGCGCCCACGCAGUCCCGCCCCUGCGGCGAAUCGCUUUACCAGCAUAUCGUACGACGACCCGUUUGUCGUCCUGGGUGCCGCCGACAACCUGCUCGAAGUUUUUGAGCUCGUCGGCGCCACGACGCACGUCCGCGAAGACGCCCUGGACGACGACGACGGCGACGGCGGUGGCGCCGCUCCUCUGCCGCGAGCCCGUCGUCCAGCCACGGCGACCUCGACGUCGACGCGCGGCACCCUGGCUCUGAUCCACCGGAGCGUGCUCCACGGCCACACAGGAAGCGUCCUCAGCGUUGCCCUCGAGGACGGCCGCUGCGUCAGCGGCAGCUCCGACGGCAGCGUCAUGGUAUGGAGCCUCGGCGAGCGCUUCGACGACGCCGACUCGAUCGCCAGCGUCUUGCUGCGUCGGACGCGGCGCGGCGCUUCCGAUCGGCGCCGGGUACGGCAGCAGGCGCGCUCCUCGGUCCAGGCCGGGUCUGAAAGGACGGCAUCGAGGGACCGCAGCGCACGCACAGACGAGAGCGGCAGCCAACGCGACGGCACAGACAACGGCGCCGACGUCGUGGCCAUGCGCCACAUUGUCACGCUGCGGGCGCACCCGUCGGCAGCCACGCUCCAGCCCAUAUUCGAGGGCGACGACGAAGCGCAAGAGGAGGAGGAUGGGAUCGCGGGCGAGCAGCCGAUCGACAGAGGCGGAUCCGGCGACGCGCCCGCGUCUCCACCAUCGCCGCACCGCUUCGCACCAAGCCACACCUCGACCGGGCCAGCCACCGCCGCCGCCUCGCUUGGCCAGAUCCUCGCCGAGGCCCAGCGCACGUCGUCGGCCACGACGCCGCAGACGGCCAUACGCUGGGUUUCGACCGCGUUCGACAAGAUUGUCUCGGUCAUGUCGACCGUGCCAUCCACCAGCAGCGGCGAAACCCGCGACCAGACAACGUCGGCGCGCGACGAACGGGUGCAGAUCUGGGACUUUGCUCGGUGA
This is a messenger RNA of Pseudozyma flocculosa PF-1, 2856 nucleotides long. RefSeq lists its product as uncharacterized. Gene Ontology annotation, molecular function: protein binding. Bases 1 to 2856 code for a protein of 951 amino acids. NCBI's taxonomy places the organism in Eukaryota, Fungi, Basidiomycota, Ustilaginomycetes, Ustilaginales, Ustilaginaceae. The record is from RefSeq and is a predicted model, not a curated record. The transcript has a single exon.